Seriola dumerili (greater amberjack) is the source of this 1230-nucleotide messenger RNA. RefSeq names its product phytanoyl-CoA hydroxylase-interacting protein-like (gene phyhip). Gene Ontology annotation, cellular component: cytoplasm. Gene Ontology annotation, molecular function: protein binding. NCBI's taxonomy places the organism in Eukaryota, Metazoa, Chordata, Actinopteri, Carangiformes, Carangidae. The transcript has 4 exons. Bases 1 to 1017 code for a protein of 338 amino acids. The record is from RefSeq and is a predicted model, not a curated record.
AUGACAGAAAUGGACGCCCCUCUCUCCACCCCAUGCAAUAUCCAGAUUUGUGAGGUGACCUGCGACUCCUUCCGCAUCAUGUGGGAUAUGACCCCCGAGGACACUGCCAGAGCCACACACUUCUUCAUUGACCUGAGCCGCAAAGAGAGCAGGGACCCCAACCGCUUUAAACACAGGGAUGUGCCAACCAAGCUAGUGGCCAAGGCUGUGCCUCUCCCCAUGGCAGUGAGGGGACACUGGUUCCUCAGCCCACGUACUGAGUACUGUGUGGCUGUUCAAACCGCUGUCCGACAGCCCGACGGCGACUACCUGGUGUCCGAGUGGAGCCAGGUGGUGGACUUCUGCACUGGAGACUAUGCCAUGGAGCACCUACAGCAGCUGCUUGACAAGGCCAAGGGCUCCGCAGGGAGGCUGCUGAAAUUCUCUGUGUUUUAUCGCAACCAGCACCCAGAAUACUUCGACUAUGUCAGGAGGGAAUGUGGAGGGCUAAUGCGCCCAGCCCUAAAAGACAGCAGUGGGAGUCAUGGUUCUCCUAUUAACAGCAAACUGAACGGAGUCUUCUUUAGCUGCAACACAGAGUUUGAUACAGGCCUCCCCCCCAAAGACUCCCCAUACGGCCCCCUUCGUUUCCAGAUCCCAGCUGGACACCUCUUGAACCCCAAUAUCAGCCUGUAUUUUGCAGACUUCUACUGUAUGUACACAGCCUACCACUACGUGGUGCUGGUGCUGGCCCCUGUUGGCUCAGAGGGAGAUACCUUCUGUCGCACCCGCCUCCCUAUGCUGGACUUGGCCUCCAACCCCUUCCUGACAUACACUGCCCCCCAGAGGCCGGGGGAAGAGCCUCUCUACUGCCAUGCCAGCGACGUCAUCCUUGAGGUGCUUUUCACUGAGCCGGUUCCUUUGGAUCAGGGCAGUGUGGAGCUGAUCAGCGGGCACCACCAGCUCAUGAGUCUGACCACAGCCAACGCCAAGAAGGACCCAAGCUGCAAAGUGUGCAACAUCAGUGUGGGGCGCUGAUUUAAGACAGACCCGAGAGUGUGUGAGCCUACAGUGCUGAAAGACGCAGUUUUGCACAGGACAAAACAGUAGAGUUCACCAUGUGUAGGUCAGAACACAGUGGAAACAGCCCACCUCUCUGGGUGUGUGCAUGCUGUUUUCCCUCCUCCCUCCUGCCUGGACUAGAAUAGUGAGUAUUAGACUUUUACCAUGUGUAUCACACAACUCUGUCAU